This is a messenger RNA of Neurospora tetraspora, 510 nucleotides long. Its product is annotated as cryptococcal mannosyltransferase 1-domain-containing protein. The transcript is spliced from 3 exons. Lineage: Eukaryota; Fungi; Ascomycota; Sordariomycetes; Sordariales; Sordariaceae. Bases 1 to 510 code for a protein of 169 amino acids. The record is from RefSeq and is a predicted model, not a curated record.
AUGAACCCUGAAAAGAACCUUCCACGAUUCGAAUAUCCCGCCUUCAAUCCUUUGCAAUACGAAUAUCUUGCGGUCCAAGACGGUGAUGGCGAUGCUGAUUCAUCGGGGAUCCAAUACCUCUUUGCCCUCGACCUCCGCGAAUGCCUUCAUCUGCUGCCCCGCUUCAUUGGAAGCAUCGUAGAAGCCAUCCGGUUCUUCGCUGAGGUCCUGGAGGCAUUGCGUCCGGAGCUUGAUUGCCUGACCACAGCAUACUACUUCAAAUCGGACGACAUCAACCGGAAGCAAGGAGCCCGCAUUGAGAAGCUCGCCGAACUCCGCAAUCUGGCGCUGCAACCCAUGCUCGGCCCUAAGGACUCGAAGCUCUAUCCCGCCGAAGCAAAUAUGAUUGUUAUUUUCCUUAACGAUGUUGCCGCUUACACAGACGAUAUUCUUGAGUUGGUCUAUCAGCGUCGCUUCUUCGGUGCUGACAUGAUAUGCGCUAUGGAUUGGACCUAUGACGAGCUGGUGUAA